AUGUUUAGGGAUGCCCGAAUUGCAGGGGAGCGCCCUUACUGGAUGGGCGAAAUUAUUUGGAACUCUUUUCUUGCACAUUGGAAUACAUCAGAGUUUCGCGAGAAGUGUGUUAUAGCCCAGAGGAACAGAGCGUCUGAAAAGGGUGGUGCCUUGCAUACUGGUGGAUUGAUCACAAUUCACGAGCAUGCCAUUCGUAUGGCACAAGCUCUUGGAUGGGCGGUCCAUGUUGACGAGGUCUUUGCACAUACCCAUGUUCGGAAGGGCACUAAUGAAUUCGUUGAUGAAGGAUCUCGCAAGACUCAUGUCUGCUUGUGGAUUGAAACUGUUAUGCAGGUUUGUGUCUGUUGUGAACAUGAUAUGCCGUCUGGUUCGCUUAGUAUUGAGGGUGUCAGUUAUCUGAAAGAAUGUCUUUCCAAAUUAGAGUUUCCUGUGCUUCCCACUGUUCAUGAUAGGUGGGUUUCGNUGCAUCCUUCUUUCGGUCUCAUCUGCUGGUGUGAUGAUAAGAAGUUGAAAAAGGAAUUCAAUCAUUCGGAAAACCUGGACUUUCUCGAUUUUCGAGAAUUGACCAAUGAUUGUAAGGAAAUAGUGCAAGAAAAAAUUUCCAUCGUCAUGAAAAGCUUUGGUAUUCCAGCUAUCUCGGAGGUGGUAACUCGGGAACCUAUAUAUUAUGGUCAUGCUGAUUCUAGUUCAAAAGAGUCAUUGGUAAACUGGGCUCUGCCAUAUGCACAGCGCUACAUUCAUAAAUUUCAUACUGAUAAAUAUGAUAAACUUAAGCAUUCUGGUUUUGAUAUUUUGAAACAUCUGAAAGUCAUUGUUGUUGAGAAGCUGUUUUACAGAAAUGUUAUAAAGACCAGUGGCAGUGUUUCGAAAAGACGAGUUGAAUGUAGUUGUCUUUUGCAGGGAAACAACUUUUACACUACUAAAGAAUCAGAUUACCAUUCAUUAUUCCUGGAGCUCUCUAGUUUAUUAUUAGAUAGGACUUCUGAAUUGCACAUGGCAAAUUUCCUUCAUAUGAUAACAACCAUGGCAGAAUCUGGAUCCUCCNAGGAGCAAAUAGAANUUUUCAUUUUGAAUAGCCAAAAAGUACCUAAACUUCCAGUUGAAGAACCUGUUUGGACUUUGUCUUCUAUUUCUUCANUUACAGAGUCUGAUNCUUUGAAACCUUCAGAUCUUGUUCCAUCUGCAAAUGAACAGAUCUUUCAAAGAAGGAAGACUGUCGUAUGCCCCAACUGGCCACCUGCUGAUUGGAAAACUGCACCAGAUUUCAGUUAUGCCCGGGCCAAUGGUUUCAAGACCAAACCAGCUCAGGUUGGCAGCUUUUCGGAAAUGAAGAAGGAUGAUGUUUCUGGAAGCAUAAUUUCCCCACCAUUUUGUGCUGAACAAGAAUCACUUACUGUUGACUGGACCAUUAAGGAAGAUCCAUCAGCAAGUUCUGUGGCGCUAGUGUUGCAUAAUAAUGUGAACUUUGAANAUCAAUCAUGCAAUCUUUUUGAGCCCUCUGCUUUUAGUACCCAUGCUNAUUCUGAUUNUGUUGGUUUGGAUGAAGCUAUAGAUGAAUCUCUGGAUGAAGCUCAUUUUAGUUUGCCAGCUUUUUGCAACAGAGAACGACUACAAACUGGCACCUUUGAUGCUAACCAAGGGAAGGUUACUGGCAGNUUAGGUGAGUUUCUUGCAUGCAAAUACUUUGUUGACAAAGUUGGNAAGACUUCUGUAAGGUGGGUUAAUGAAAUNANUGAAACUGGACUUCCAUAUGAUUUAGUCAUUAGGGAAGAUAACAAUGAAGAGUUUAUAGAAGUCAAAGCAACNAGAUCUCCAAAAAAGGACUGGUUCAACAUAUCUCUGAGAGAGUGGCAGUUUGCAAACGAUAGAAGCGAAUCUUAUAGCAUUGCAUUUGUNGCAUUAAUGGCAAAUAAUGUCGCAAGGAUCACCAUAUUCAAAGAUCCAGUAAAGUUAUGCCAACAAGGUGAGCUGCAAUUGGCUGUUAUGAUGCCAAGACAACACAAGGCGUUCUCUGUUGUNUCAUAG
This is a messenger RNA of Vigna radiata var. radiata (mung bean), 2025 nucleotides long. RefSeq lists its product as uncharacterized. Gene Ontology annotation, biological process: embryo development ending in seed dormancy; leaf vascular tissue pattern formation; root development. The record is from RefSeq and is a predicted model, not a curated record. Lineage: Eukaryota; Viridiplantae; Streptophyta; Magnoliopsida; Fabales; Fabaceae. The transcript has 6 exons. Gene Ontology annotation, cellular component: nucleus. The coding region runs from base 1 to 2025 and encodes 674 amino acids.